CACACCCACCUCCCUUUGACAGUGACCGACCUGGAGAUCAAGUUCCAGUACCGUGGCCGUCAGGUCUGUGUCCUCACCAUCAGCAACCCCCACGGUUGUCGCCUCUUCCACAGCAGCCUGGAGCCCACCCAGGAGCAGGUGGAGCUCUUUGGACCACUGACCUUGGAGCAGGUCCGCUUCCCACCCACCGACAUCAUCCCCAACGAGAAGCAAAGGUUCUACACCCACCAGCUCCUGGACGUGCUGGACCGUGGGCUCAUCCUGGAGCUGCAGGGACAGGACAUCUACGCCAUCCGCCUCUGCCAGUGCAAGGUCUUCUGGACAGGACCUUGUGCCACCCACCACCCUGGUCCCAACCCCAUCGAGAGGGAGAAGAAGACCAAACUCUUCAGCCUGGAGGGGUUUCUCAAUGGCCUCAUCCUCUUCCAGAAGGGCCAGACCACCACCCCCCCACCCUUCGAGAUCUUCUUCUGCUUCGGUGAGGAGUGGCCAGACCAGAAGCCCAAGGAGAAGAAGCUGAUCACGGUGCAGGUGGUGCCCGUGGUGGCCCGGUUGCUGCUGGAGAUGUUCUCAGGAGAAUUGUCCUGGUCAGCAGACAGCAUCCCCCUGCAGAUCUCCCACCCUGACCUGAAGGACAAGAUGGUGGAACAGUUCAAGGAGCUCCACCAGCUUUGGCAGAACCAGCAGCAGAUGCCACCAGCACAACCCGAGCUGGGUCCCACCACCGGACCUUGGGUGAUGCCACCAGGCUCCCUGCCCCAGUGA
Molecule: messenger RNA, 765 nt
Organism: Antrostomus carolinensis (chuck-will's-widow)
Lineage: Eukaryota; Metazoa; Chordata; Aves; Caprimulgiformes; Caprimulgidae
Product: interferon regulatory factor 5
Exons: 3
Biological process (GO): regulation of transcription by RNA polymerase II; immune system process
Cellular component (GO): nucleus
Molecular function (GO): protein binding; RNA polymerase II cis-regulatory region sequence-specific DNA binding; DNA-binding transcription factor activity, RNA polymerase II-specific
Source: RefSeq, a predicted model, not a curated record